UGCAGUUUUGAACUGGAGCCGUCGCAAAAUAGCAGCGGCGGUUAAUCGAAAUACCGAAAAGUAGUCUUUCUUCGAUCCGGCCUAAACGAUUCUCUUCGUUUCUCCUCCCGCGGGCGGACGGACCCUCAUUGAAGAUGGCUGGAGGAAAAGCUGGGAAGGACUCCGGAAAGACGAAAACCAAGACAGUAUCCCGGUCACAGAGAGCCGGUUUACAGUUUCCUGUUGGUCGUAUUCACCGGCACCUGAAAUCAAGGACAACAAGUCAUGGACGUGUGGGGGCUACAGCUGCUGUGUAUAGUGCUGCUAUCUUAGAGUACCUCACAGCUGAGGUUCUUGAGCUGGCAGGGAACGCAUCUAAAGAUUUGAAGGUAAAGCGAAUUACUCCUCGUCAUUUGCAGCUUGCAAUAAGAGGUGAUGAAGAACUGGAUUCAUUAAUCAAAGCAACAAUCGCUGGUGGAGGUGUAAUUCCACAUAUUCAUAAAUCUCUCAUUGGAAAAAAAGGUCAACAAAAAACAGUUUAAAGGAUUACUUAUUAGAACUUUCAAAAAGCUAUGUUGUCCAUUGUUAGUGGAUUUCCAAUGGACUUCAUCUGUGAAAUACAAUUUUGCCUUUCUUUAAUCUUGAAGAUUGAGCCCAUCAAGCUUUCUAACCAAAAUUCUGCGUUGAAGUCUUAAUCUUAUUUAAGUGUUACAUGGCUUCAGAGAAGCUAUUGUCUGUAGUGGUUCUUGACUGUUUUAGAUAUGUUGGAUUUUAAUGGGAUUGUUGACAUUGUUGCUAAUCUGUAAUUUUUAAUGCAUUGAGUACAUUUAUUCAAUUAUACUAUAAAAUUUAAAACAGAUUUGGACAUCAGCAUUGCUAAUUAAAUGAAAUUAUAAAAACUUGAAUUAUAAAGCUUUGAUGUCACUCUUGUAGUUAAGAACAAAAAGUUCCAAAAGAGAAAUAUCAGCAUUGUCUUAUGUCUUUGUACAGAACCUUAAGUCUGGUGAAGGAGUUAAAUGAAUGGAUUGCUUUAAGGCAGUAUGUUUGAACCAUUUUUAAGUUGCUGAAAAUGUGUAUGAUUAGUUAGGUCAAGUUCUUGAAAGGUACUUUACAGUAAGCUAUGUAUUUAUAUUGUUUAACUAUUUGGUCCCCAUUUCAUGGAAGCUGCUAAUCUUACUGAGUGCUAACAUGCAUGCACUGUGCUAGCACACAUAUAGAUUAAAACCCUUGCAAAACUGUUCCAAGACCAAUCACUGCCAAAGGAAUCACAUUAAGCCAUAUGACAUGGUUUUGGUUUAAUGUGUAAAGCUAAGCAUUGUGACUUGUAUGCCACGUCUGACCUGGGGUACUGUUCAUGCUGUGCCUUCUUGUGUUUAAUCUUCAGUACUUGCAGCUGCAUUGCUUCAGCUACCAGUUGAAAUAAGCAUUGUUUAGACAAUUCCAUCCAGUUCCCUGUAUACUAAAAUUGAAACUUCCAAUUGAAUUUAAUAUACUCAGCAUAAGACUGUCCUCUCCCUUUCUUCACUCACCUAAAAAUACAUGCCUUAGAAUGUAUACUUUCAAAAAAACCUGACAUUUCGUGACCUGAGUUUCCUGGGAAGAGGGACUAUAUUACUUGAAUUUACUGUAUUUCUGCCUUGUCAACCCUGUAUGUCAUAAUAGAUCAUUAAUUUGUUUACAGAAAAAUGUACAUUCUAAGUUUAUUAAAUUAAAACCAAAUCAUAAAUCUUAAGUAUUUCUAUAGAGCAUCAAUUAGUUUAGAUUAAGUUGCUGAAAGAUUUUUAACCAUGAUGGUUGUAUUGACCCCCAAUUAAUGAGUUGGAAAAAUAAACAAGUAUUACUUACCUGUUCUAGUGGGCAUCAUCUGUAAUGUACAAAUAAAGUUACUGAAAAAUA
This is a messenger RNA of Pantherophis guttatus, 1875 nucleotides long. RefSeq names its product H2A.Z variant histone 1 (gene H2AZ1). Gene Ontology annotation, molecular function: DNA binding; protein heterodimerization activity; structural constituent of chromatin. Gene Ontology annotation, cellular component: nucleosome. Lineage: Eukaryota; Metazoa; Chordata; Lepidosauria; Squamata; Colubridae. The record is from RefSeq and is a predicted model, not a curated record.